Mytilus trossulus (common blue mussel) is the source of this 2116-nucleotide messenger RNA. RefSeq names its product embryonic protein UVS.2-like. Lineage: Eukaryota; Metazoa; Mollusca; Bivalvia; Mytilida; Mytilidae. The record is from RefSeq and is a predicted model, not a curated record. Gene Ontology annotation, biological process: proteolysis. Gene Ontology annotation, molecular function: protein binding; metalloendopeptidase activity. The transcript is spliced from 10 exons. Bases 240 to 2009 code for a protein of 589 amino acids.
AUAUAUAGAAGAGAAAUGCUGUGAGUUUAAGUUUAUGGGAAUGGAAGAAUCAUAAAAUACCUUACAUCAUUAAAGAAUCUGAUUUCAGUGCUUCGGCUUUGAGUCUGAUCAAAGAGGCAAUAGCCACAUUUAACAGAGAAGUAGCUUGCAUAAGCUGGACACCACGAAAGAAUGAACCAGACUUUGUUAGAAUUAGAUCUGGGGCAGGAUGUGUUUCUUCCAUUGGUCGAGAUGGUGGAAUGCAAGAUUUGUAUCUCGGUUCAAACUGUUACUACAAGGGUGUAGUCCUACAUGAGAUGAACCAUGCCACUGGGUUCUACCAUGAACAGAGUCGACCAGAUAGAGAUAAAUACGUCCAAGUUAACUGGGACAAUAUACAAUCUGAUAAACGUCUAGAUUUUAAAAAGGAAACACAGUACAUAGAUACUCUCGGAGCUCCAUAUGAUUACGGAAGUAUCAUGCAUUAUGGGAAAGAUACGUUUUCGGCCAACGGAAAGCCAACAUUAAUACCACUUUUUGAUCCAAAAGGAACUAUGGGACAACGAACAGAUUUGAGUAUGGUGGAUAUUUGGAAAAUAAACAAAUUAUAUAAGUGCACCGGAAUAAAACCUCCAAUUCCUAAAUGGAUGAUUGGAUUGUCUACCCUACCUGGUACCACCACUACAGAAAAGUCGUCGCUUAUGUCGACGACUAGUGCGUUAAGUUCAACAUCAUCCACAGCAGCAACUACAACAAACACGAACUGUUUAGAAAACUUAACGGUACCCAAAGGACUUCCUGGAAGACCACAGAUGGCCCAGGUAUUUGCCUUCCCUUCAGCUCUCCGUGUGUCGUGGGAGCCACCAUGUACAUCCGUGGAAGUAACAGGAUAUAAUCUGGUUUACUGGAACUCUGCUGGCAGAAAGAUAUCAAUUACACUUCCCCCAACCAAGUUAACACAUUACAUUGGUACAGUUCUUCAUAAAGGUCAGAGGUACAAAAUUAGUAUGGCAGCCAUCAGCAAAAUUGGUAUGGGUCCAAGGACAGAACAAUUAUCAACUUAUUCAGCAUGUGGAAAUGACGUAUUUUUACGGGGCAAUGAAACAUAUGACAGAAUAUAUAGCCCACAUUUCUCCCAGGGUUACUAUGAGCCGGAUGUUGCUUGUCAUUGGACAGUAUCCGUUCCACAAGGUCAGAGAUUAAAAAUAACCUUCGACAGUGUUAACCUUGGAAGCGGCCUUUGUAAUUACGACUUCCUGAAGAUUAAUGGUGUUAAUUACUGCACGCCUCCAAACAAAUACAUUUUAUCUAAGACGGAUACAGUCGAUAUAAUAUUUUACUCAACACCCGGAGAUGGCAAAAAACCUGGUGGGUUCCAUCUUAUUGCUGAAGUUGAAGCAAGGACAAUAAGAAAAUCCAUUUUUCCAGAUAACAGUCCAAGAAACAUUUCUGUUAAAACGAACAUCCCAGGACUUUUUGUUGUAACCUGGAUACCACCUGAAGACAGAGACCAGUCUACGUAUAAAUACAGAAUAAAAUAUAGAGUGUAUCCCGAGAUAGACCAACAGGUAGUGACACUACCUGGCCACCGUACUUUUUGGCCCAUUAGGACACAGUCUCAUUAUGGGAGGAUAUAUGAAGUUGAACUGAUGACUGAAAUAAAUGAAAAGGAUGGUAUCUCUAAAUCAAUUCUGAUAAGAACAGCUUGCGGUGGAAAUAUAACUGUUGACGGACCAGGUUGGAUAACAAACCCACCUUCCUUUGGAUCGUAUGAGAGAGAUGUCAUUUGUCGUUGGAACUUCUCAGGAAAAGAUGGGAAACAUAUAAUAUUUAUAAUAACUAAACUGAACCUUGAGCCUUCGAGUGGUUGUCAGAAUGAUUUUGUGGCAGUUGGAAAUUCCGGUCGAUUCUGCGCACAAGACCAGAAUGGUACAACUAUAACUACAGGGGAAAAUGAAAUGACAGUUUUGUUUACUUCAAAUAUGGAGGAUGAGAGAACAGGGUUUGAGUUGCAAUAUAAUAUUCUAUAAAAUUGUGUAAUGCUUUGAUGUAUAUUGAUCCAUCAUGUAAAAGUGUAGAACAAUUAUUUAAUUCAUUGCUCACAUUUCACUAGGCAAAUAUAUGUUCUAUAGUUUUA